AUGACAUCAUCGCAAGAACCCAACUCCCUGUGCUUGAAGUGCAAACUUGUCGAAGAUUACCUAUCGGAAGAGUGCAAAUCUCGUCGAAUCAAAGCUAAGAAUGGGCCCUCAUCUGAUUCAUCUGCUAAGCACUGCAACUGUAGCUGCACAAAACCUAACCUUGCCGAUGAUUGUGACAAUUUCCUGAAGAGCGGAGUCCCUAGCCGUAUCAUGUAUUACAGACAAGGUUCUUGGGACAAUUUUCCUGAGAAAAUAAUGAAGUCCCUCAUUGAAGAAUUCAGUGGCAACAAAUCAAGUGUUGUUUCUGUGAUGGAUGAUGAGCCUCUUCUCAUUGAUUUCUUGUCAAUGACCAUGGUCAACCUAAAAUCUAGAAAGCAACGAUCUGUUGCAUGGGUUGAUGAUACUGGAAAGUGUUUUUCUCCUUCUCUGUUCCUUGAUGAGGAAAUUGAUGAUAUGGCCAAAGGGGAAUCUGCUAAUGUUCAGCGCACUGUACAGGGAAUAAUGUUGGAUAAGGAUACAAAUGUUCCACCUGAAGUGGUGAAGCAAGUUGUCCUUGAUUCUAGCUCUUCAGUUCCUCAUAAACUUUCCAACGCAGACAUAUUACGCAAGAAGAUCACAGCCAGGGAAAGAGGCAGCAGAGACUUUCUAUUUUGUAGACUUAAAGCUUUUGAAAGACAGAUUAGGUCCACCAAAGAAAAACGUGGUGAUGCAAAUGUUAGAUAUGGAUGGCUAGGAUCCAGGAAGAAUGACAUUGUCAGGAUUCUAAUUAACGGUUUGGAUCCCACUGGAGAACAUGUUGAGAAGUCAGAUUUGAGUGCUGGUGUUUAUGUUUCACCAGUAGACCGAACAUUUACCAGUGUCGGUCUUUGUGAUGUUGACGAAAAAGGAGUGCAGUAUAUGUUACUGUGCCAAGUGAUAUUGGGUAACCUGGAAGCUGUGGAGCCUAGAUCGCAUGAGUUUUUUCCAACCAGUGAAAUAUAUGAUUCUGGUGUUGACAAUUGCUUAAACCCAAAGUGUUAUGUGAUGUGGCCAUCACAUCUAAGCACUCACAUGCAGUUAGAAUAUCUUGUUAGUUUCAAGCUUGCCCCAGAAGCUCGAAAUUACUUGCUUGGCUUGAAAGGCUUAUGGUUUCGCCCACCAUCAAAGGAAGUUGCAGUGGAUAUUUCUGCUCUUCAACCUGUAAUGUGUGAAGCAAGUGAAGGACCAAGUACCCCAUGGAUAUCAUUCAAAGUCCUGUUCAGAUUAAUUCAAGAUAAAAUAUCCUUCAUAGCAAGGGAACUGCUCUUCCAUCAUGAUGAAGAGCUGAAGGAAGGAAAAAUAACUCGUGAAGAAAUGGUGAAGAAGAUGAUGAUAGUUGGAGAGAAAAUAUUUAUGGAAGCCCUGAAGAAACUUCAUUACUGUCCAUCAUUAUGGUACAAAUCUUCUGUUAAAGCUAUUUCUAGUCAUCCUGUAAGGACUGAAGCAGAGCAGGUAUCCUUGGAUACAACAGGCAGGAGUUGUAACCAUGGUGAUUCAUGUGCACAAAAUGCAACCGCUGAACACUCAGCAGGUCCUCUUAGCACCAAAGUAUGCGGUGCUCUUCUUACUGACAUGGUUCCCAAAGGCUCUGACUAUCCAGCACCAACUGGUGUACCAGAAACAUCUAGUUCUGCUGGUGCCAAAUGCCUGGCUUCUCAAGGCAUGGAGGGUGAAGGUAGAGAUUCUCCUAUGCAGAUCAUGUCACUGGGAAACUCUGCAGCUCAACCUGCGAGAUACCAAUAUCCUACCGUAACAAGAAUGCCACCUAUAAUUUGUGAUGACCCUUUGAGGAUUUCUCCUAGAAUAUCUGCAUCUCCUGGUGUGGAAGUUUGCAAUUUUGCUCCAACAACCACAGGGCCUCCUAGUUGUGCUUCUCUAGCUCCAACUAAUGCUUCAAAGACCCAUGAGAUUUUGGUUCCAGGUUCAACUCCUAGUCCUAAGGGCCGUGAGUCUGUUGUGCCAAUCUUGUUACUUAGAAAUUCAAAAAGUGCAGGCGUCAACCGUCUCAAUCCUGCACCAAGGGUGACACCUGAAGGCCAGGUGUUUCUUUCGCUGGGUAUUGCAUCACAGGGCACUGUUCUUCAUCCAGUGAAAGGACCUAAUGCAUCAUCAUCGGUUGCCAGGCCUCUAGUCUACCCACCAGGACGUGGGAAAUCACCAUCCGUGAGCACAGGGGUCUGUGAUUCUGUAUCACUGAGCAUCACACCACAAGGGCGUGAUCCUCCAGCGUCUAGAGCAGAGCCAAAGCAACAAGGAUCUCCUGCAGCUGAUUCAACGCCAACAAGCCGUCGCCCACCUCAAGACAUGGAUGCGGUCACCAAGGUUCAUAAUGCUCCCACACCAAUAACCAGGGACAGGAAAGACCAGGUUGUUGCACAGUAUAAGCUGCCUGGGCCAGGCCUUCAUGGUUGCAGCCAUGUCGAAACUCUCAUCGCCCUAUCAACUCCGCGAGAGAAGGGCGAGCGUUAG
Messenger RNA from Miscanthus lutarioriparius, 2487 nucleotides. The record is from the annotation of a GenBank genome assembly. Lineage: Eukaryota; Viridiplantae; Streptophyta; Magnoliopsida; Poales; Poaceae.